This is a messenger RNA of Lasiodiplodia theobromae, 744 nucleotides long. RefSeq names its product Major facilitator superfamily transporter sugar protein. The transcript has a single exon. Lineage: Eukaryota; Fungi; Ascomycota; Dothideomycetes; Botryosphaeriales; Botryosphaeriaceae. The record is from RefSeq and is a predicted model, not a curated record. Bases 1 to 744 code for a protein of 247 amino acids.
AUGUCGUCCUACCUCUCGAACCUGCUCACAAACACCACCUCGCGCUACAACUCGUUGCGCCGCAACCUCCUCGACAGCGAAGCCGACGGCGACACCGAAGACGACUCGCACAUCGCCCGCGUGCUGCGCGCGUACUACCAGGAGAAGGGCCGCCCCUUCCCGCCAUGGCUGCCGCCCGACCCACGCGCGCCUUCGCCUGCUCCCACGCAGCAAUUCGUCCGCUCCACCGGCCCUGCUGCCCAAGCCCCCCCGGGCAGCAGAGGCGGCCUCAGCGAUCUCUGGGACGCUCCCGCCUCGCAGACGCCGCCGCCACAGCCCGGCUCUCUGAGAAGCAGAGCACCGCCCAGAGGAGGCCCCGGGGCUGGCAGGGGCGGCUUGCUGCAGCCUGAGCCCAGCCAGGGAGGCGGACGACCGCUGCCCAGCCAGCGUGCGGGCAGCUACCAAAGCUCGUUCUCGCAGGGCUCGCGCCCCUCGUUCGACUCGCAGCCACCGGGCAGUGCGGGCAGCGGCUCGGCGCAGGACAGGUUGAAGGCACGCCUCUGGGGCUCGGGCAGGUCGGGAAGCCCCACAGGUUCACAGAGCAGCAGUCCGGCAGGUUCACCAGGAGUUCCCACGACAGGAGCCAGAGACCCGUUUAUAAGAUCACACAGUGCUAACCCUAGCGGUAGAUGGGGCGGCGGUAGUCGAGACGAAGGAGGCCAGGGCCGAGUCGGGCUGCCUAGCGGGCCUAGAGCGUACAAAUGA